CACUUUGUCUGCUCUUCUUCUUACUUCGAUCAACACGAUUUCUCCAAGCUCCAGAGACUGUGUGCAAUAAAAAAAUGGCAACGUCAGCCCUGAAUCCGAACGCGCCGAUGUUCGUGCCGUCGGCGUACCGUACGGUGGAGGACUUCUCCGACCAGUGGUGGGACCUCGUCCACUCCUCACCGUGGUUCUGUGACUACUGGCUGCGCGAGUGCUUCUCCGAUCCCCAAAUCGAAUCACUCUUUCUCGAUAUCACCGGCGGCGACGACGACCAAGUCCACGGCGACAGCAGCGCCAUCACCGAAGCUUUCACCAAAGGGAAAGAAGGAAAUAUGGAUCUGGUGGCGCUGGGGUGGUUGAAGUGGCGGAAGCCGCGUGGUGUGGCGGAGAUGCCCAGGUACUGCGAGAAAUCGCCCAAAUUUGUGAGCAUGAGGGUGAACCCUAGGCCGAUCCAGCAGCCGCGCUAGAGAGUGAGUCGAGUUGAUGACUCAGUGAGUCGAAAUAAGAAUAAUCAGUUAGGAGCUUUUAUCCUGUACAAUUUGUUUUCGCCUGUAAGUAAACAACGACUUUUCACCUUAGCUUCUAACUUUCAAAUUAGCGUUUUCUGUUCAUAUUUGAGUAAAAUAAAUCUGCGCUUUUUAAGCCUUGUAGAAAUGAAUGCCCUUUAUUUGCUUCU
Erythranthe guttata (spotted monkey flower) is the source of this 673-nucleotide messenger RNA. Its product is annotated as protein EARLY RESPONSIVE TO DEHYDRATION 15. The record is from RefSeq and is a predicted model, not a curated record. NCBI's taxonomy places the organism in Eukaryota, Viridiplantae, Streptophyta, Magnoliopsida, Lamiales, Phrymaceae.